This is a messenger RNA of Penicillium hordei, 933 nucleotides long. Its product is annotated as 3-hydroxyacyl-CoA dehydrogenase family protein. The coding region runs from base 1 to 933 and encodes 310 amino acids. The record is from RefSeq and is a predicted model, not a curated record. Lineage: Eukaryota; Fungi; Ascomycota; Eurotiomycetes; Eurotiales; Aspergillaceae. Gene Ontology annotation, biological process: fatty acid metabolic process. The transcript has 6 exons. Gene Ontology annotation, molecular function: oxidoreductase activity, acting on the CH-OH group of donors, NAD or NADP as acceptor; NAD+ binding.
AUGGAAGGUAUUCAAAAGCCGCAGGGUUCUGUUGUAAUCAUCGGAGCUGGUACACAAGGUAGACGUCUGGCACACAUGUGGUCAAGCCGAGGUGGCACUGUCCGUCUGGUAGAUCUUCAAGAGCAACAACUCCAGGAUGGUCUGAAAUAUGUGGAACAACUUCGUGCAGAUGCUACAGACCAUGACGGAGAUUGGGGGCAGAUUGAGACUUCCCAGCCCUCUUCUUUGCAAUCUACACUACAAGAUGCAUGGCUCGUUGUUGAGUGUGUACCGGAGAACUUGCAGCUCAAGCGAAAAUUGAUCACUCAACUUGAUAAACUUGCACCCGAAGGUACAAUUAUUGCUUCGAACUCGAGUAGCUACGGUAUAUUUGAGAUUAUCGAGGGCAUGAACUUGAAAAACAGCAAAAGAGUUAUGAGCGCGCACUGCUCAAUUGAAAUCAUGGGCCACAAGGAUAGCGAUCCUAAGCUGAUUGAUCUAGUCUUGGGGCAAUGUAAAGAACAUGGAUUCUCACCUUUCCACGUCAAGCAAGACUCUAUUGGCUACAUAUACAAUAGGAUCUGGGCUGCUAUCAAGCGAGAGACUCUUCUCACAUUGUCCGAAGGUGUUGCCACACCUAAAGAAAUUGAUGCCAUUUUCAAAGAUGUCUUGAAGACACCCAAGGGCCCAUGUGAACAGAUGGAUGUUGUCGGCUUAGAUGUUGUGUUGGACAUUGAGAAUCACUACGCCGAAACUCGGAGUGGUAUUCCUACAGAGCCGCGGGAAUACCUUCGGGAGAUGAUUCAAGGUGGAACUCUCAGAUUCGGCUGGUUCUUCUGCAUCAUUGGUCUAGUGGUAGAAUUCGUCGUUGCCAUCGACGAGGCCCGUGUUCGAUUCACGGAUGAUGCACAUCUUUUUUUUGGUUUUUGUAGGUGGAAUCCACAGACCCGUUAG